CAACCAAAGACCUGCAGGUAGCCUGGAACUGUGUCAGCCACAAUCCUACUACAAUACCCAUCAUGGGAAAAUGUUGGUCUUUCUAACACACGGGGACAUGCUUCAACCCGGAAUCCUUCAGCCCCUGCCUCCAGAGACCGUUUCACUCCAUGCGUUCGAGCGGCUGCAAUUGAGUGUAUAUAUGAACAGAAUGCGCCCCCAUUUGCAUUCAUACACAAUCAACUGAGUGUGUAACUAUGGAGCAGGUUCUUCUUUUUGACUCCAUUCACUUCGUUCAUUAUCGGGUGCCGGCCAGUCUGCGCUGAGCGCACUGUUCCCAAUGGCGACCAACAAUACUACUUAUAUCAUUCUACCCUUUCAUUGGGGAAGUCGCGAUGUUUAUAUCUCGGACUGGAUCGCUCUUUUCACCCUUGGCCUGGCGCCACUUGUCGCUCAUAUCUUAUCUGGAGCACCGCGGCCAUCAUAUCUACAUCACGAUCGACCUCAAUGGCAUGAUGUGAUAUGCCACUACAAUCCGGCUUCUAUCUUAUGGCGAUAUGCAGCCAUUACCGACCGGCGUAUUCGAUCACGAAAUUGGGGCCCCGUGGACAUUGCAGCAAGUAAUGCCAUAUUCUGGACACCAAAGGGCUGGAAUGGGUCGGAGAAUAUGCUGGAGCGAGCUUUGCCGUACGCAACGCGAUUGCCGGAGGGGCCGAUGGUGAGACUUCUCUCGCUAGAAAUGCUGAAGACGGUCAUUGUUUUCCUCCAAGGCAUACAAGCUGUUACAUCCAUUCUCGGAAAUUUCACCUCCACAGGCGAUUACACAACCAUGGAUGCUGUCAGUGGACUGUUCAUACCGAUUGGGGCAUGUGGUCUUCUUCGGCUGUGCGCCGCGUUGUGGCUCACAGACGAUUUUCACUUCGCUAUUUCUGACGAAAGCCCCAAAUCAACACAACCACCAUCACUCAAAUCAUACGGCACUGGACUGUCAACUGGCUCAGUUGAUAGUCUAAGUUGUGAGCCUUACCACAAGCUCUUACCGCCUAUGCCUGAGGAUUUUCAUAUUUGGUACAGUAGAGCUUUCCGGAUGUUUUUCAUGAUGCCCAUAGCUGGGUGUUUCGCUCUUGAUAUCUUGUUUAUAUCACCUUUGGUUGGAACUUUCGGCAGGAAAGGCAUAUUCACGACAACCUCAUGGCUGCUUGGCGCGUAUUACUUGACUCUACUAGCACCUACAGUCUUCAUACUCGGAUAUUAUUUCGGUACCGGGCCCCUGCGGACGACAAUAAUACCUUGCAUAUCAAAGCUGUGGUACAAGGUUUAUUGCAUUUUCGUGGCAGUUUUCACUAUUGUAUUAAUUGCGGUAGCAGCUAUAGAAAUGAGAAAGACCUUUUGUGGGAAAUACACAAGUUUGACUCCCGAUUUUGAGCACCCGUGUGCCACAGGAAGCCAGCGGAUUUUCACGGUUGGACAAGAUAACGACGAUACAUUUGCCAUUGCUCAAGGUCUGAAAGGAGAUGGUCGGUUUACAGUCGCAAAUUUCACGGGGACGUGCUUAGGUGUGCCUGAUCUUGUGGAUGAGUGGCGUAAUGCAGCCUUGGUUUCAUGAUGCAAAAUCGCAAGUUGCAAUGGCUGGAAUAUCAUCUUUACGUUCUAUAUUCCUACUUAUAGAAGUGGAAAGGUAACGGAACGUAUUGCAAUGCCAAAAGUUGCUCUCAAAAUUGGCUCUGUUGGCGCAAGUCCAAUUUAAUCAGCCUAUCCAAGAUCAUCACGAGUCAUAUAUACACUAAAAACAUGGGAUCCCAUUGACAUUGGUGCAAGAUUGACUUUUUAACUAUUGUGGCAGUGUACAAUAUCCUGAUUUGUGGUUUUAUACAU
Messenger RNA from Truncatella angustata, 1854 nucleotides. RefSeq lists its product as uncharacterized. The coding region runs from base 320 to 1585 and encodes 421 amino acids. NCBI's taxonomy places the organism in Eukaryota, Fungi, Ascomycota, Sordariomycetes, Amphisphaeriales, Sporocadaceae. The transcript is spliced from 2 exons. The record is from RefSeq and is a predicted model, not a curated record.